Messenger RNA from Schistocerca cancellata (South American locust), 815 nucleotides. RefSeq names its product deoxycytidylate deaminase-like. The transcript has a single exon. The coding region runs from base 151 to 735 and encodes 194 amino acids. Gene Ontology annotation, molecular function: zinc ion binding; dCMP deaminase activity. NCBI's taxonomy places the organism in Eukaryota, Metazoa, Arthropoda, Insecta, Orthoptera, Acrididae. Gene Ontology annotation, cellular component: cytoplasm. Gene Ontology annotation, biological process: dTMP biosynthetic process; dUMP biosynthetic process. The record is from RefSeq and is a predicted model, not a curated record.
AGUUUUCGCGAUCACGGGAAUAACAGCGUGCGAUAGCAGGUGUUUAUUUAAUGAUGUUUUCAUAAUGUUACUGUAGUACAUCCCUAAAAUUAGUAAAGCCACAAAGGGACCUUUUAAAUAAACCCGUCUGUAAAAGGAACAACAAGGCACAUGGCGGAAACAUCUUGCAAUAACAGGAAUAUAAAUUCAAAGAGAGAGGCUUAUUUGGAGUGCAAUGAAUACUUUAUGGCCACUGCUUUUCUUGCUGCGAAACGUAGUAAGGAUCCUUGUUCCCAAGUUGGUGCAUGUAUAGUAAAUAACGAGAAGAAAAUAGUGGGUAUUGGAUACAAUGGAAUGCCAUCUGGUUGCAGUGAUGAUCAAUACCCGUGGAAUAAAACAAGUUCUAAUAAACUGGAAACAAAAUAUUUUUAUGUUUGUCAUGCCGAAAUGAAUGCAAUAUUGAACAAAAAUUCAGCAGGUGUGAAAGACUGUUUUAUGUAUGUUGCUCUGUUCCCAUGCAAUGAAUGUGCAAAGAUAAUAAUUCAGUCUAGCAUUCGAGAAGUCAUUUAUAUGUCUGACAAGAAUUCCCAUAAGCUGGAAACCAUUGCUUCCAAACGAAUGUUUGACUCUUCUGGUGUCAAGUACUGGCAGUAUGUUCCAAAGCGCAAACAUAUUGUUAUAGAUUUCACAGAAAUCAACUGGAAUGAAAUGACACAGUGUCCGCCAUCUCCACACAAAGAUGCUGAAUUGCACUAAGAGAUAAAACGUGACCAAAUGAUCUUGACACAGAGUCAUCUAUGAUAUGAUUCCAGAUGUAAUGUGUGUGUGUGUGUGUG